Molecule: messenger RNA, 1152 nt
Organism: Neltuma alba
Lineage: Eukaryota; Viridiplantae; Streptophyta; Magnoliopsida; Fabales; Fabaceae
Product: integumentary mucin A.1-like
Exons: 4
Coding region: 1-930 (309 amino acids)
Source: RefSeq, a predicted model, not a curated record
AUGGAACAGCGUUACAGAAGGAAAUGGCAUAUUGGUGUAGUAGUGACAGCAAAAUUAUUAACAGAUGAAGAAAACCAAGAAAUUUUCUCAAGAUCUGACUUUACUCAAUUAGAUGAUGUUCCAGUAGUGAACCCUACAACCCCAGGGACAGAUAAUCCAUACCCCACAGUGAACCCAACAAAUCCUCAAACACCAGACACAACAGGGCAAACCCCAACAAUUCCUCAAACACCAGACACAACAGGGCAAACCCCAACAAUUCCUCAAACACCAGACACAACAGGGCAAACCCCAACAAUUCCUCAAACACCAGACACAACAGGGCAAACUCCAACAAUUCCUCAAACACCAGACACAACUGGGCAGACCCCUCCAACAGUCCCAAACACAAACACAAACCCUAACCCUAAUCCUCCUGCAACAUCAUCAGGAGGGGGUCAAUGGUGUGUUGCAAGCCAGGGAGCUUCAGACACAGCUCUGCAGGUGGCUCUUGAUUAUGCUUGUGGCUAUGGAGGAGCAGAUUGUUCAGCAAUCCAACCAGGAGCAAGCUGUUAUAACCCUAACACUGUCAGGGACCAUGCUUCUUAUGCUUUCAAUGAUUACUACCAGAAGAAUCCUGCUCCUACAAGCUGUGCGUUUGGAGGAACUGCAACACUCACUAGCACUGACCCAAGUAAUGGGAACUGCCGCUAUGCAACUCCCAAAACACAAAGCAUUAGUCCACCAACCUAUGUAACUCCACCAAGUCCACCAAGUCCUAUUAUGACUCCAACUACUCCAACUACAACAAUGGCUGGUGGUGGAUCAACAGACUUUGGUUUGGAGCCAACAGAAAGCCCUAACUCAGCCACAUCUCUUUCUUCUUCCUUGCUUUUGUUGUCCAUCACAUGUACCAUCUGGGUCUUCCUUCUGGUGCCAAAGCACUACUAGAUUGGAAAAAAGAUUCAAUUUUUCUUCGGGGCUCUGCCGCUCGCUUAUCCACUCAUUUUUCUUUAUGGGAAGCAGAGAAUCACAUCAACAGUGCAUAUUUGUUAUGGAAGAAUUCUCAGUCAGGCUCAAUCUAUCGAAGAUGAAUAGAUUAAAUCAGUUAUGAAUAGAGAGAUAUGUAUGCACGUCAACAUUGGUUCAGACUGAAAAGUUUUGUCUGACAUA